This is a messenger RNA of Orbilia oligospora ATCC 24927, 4749 nucleotides long. RefSeq lists its product as uncharacterized. The record is from RefSeq and is a predicted model, not a curated record. Bases 1 to 4749 code for a protein of 1582 amino acids. Gene Ontology annotation, cellular component: cytoplasm. Gene Ontology annotation, molecular function: shikimate kinase activity; 3-dehydroquinate dehydratase activity; shikimate 3-dehydrogenase (NADP+) activity. The transcript is spliced from 4 exons. Gene Ontology annotation, biological process: aromatic amino acid biosynthetic process; chorismate biosynthetic process. NCBI's taxonomy places the organism in Eukaryota, Fungi, Ascomycota, Orbiliomycetes, Orbiliales, Orbiliaceae.
AUGCCGACCUACGACGAUAUCACCAAGAUCUCCAUUCUCGGGAAUGAUAGCAUAAUCGUCGGCUAUGGGGUGCUAACCUCCUAUAUUGCCAAGGAUGUUGUCUCAAGCCUCAAAUCAUCUACCUACGUUAUAAUCACCGAUACGAACCUUGCCCCGCUCUACCUGUCUCAAUUGCGAGAUUCGUUCCAGAAAGAGCUAGUGGACUCUUCCAAUGAUGCCCGAUUAUUGCACUACGAGAUCAGUCCAGGCGAACAAUCCAAAUCUAGAGUAACAAAGGCCGAAGUGGAGGACUGGUUGCUGUCGCAAGGAUGUACCCGCGACACUGUUAUCCUUGCUUUGGGUGGCGGGGUAAUCGGCGACAUGAUCGGGUUUGUCGCUGCGACUUUCAUGAGAGGUGUCAGGUUCUGUCAGAUACCCACCACACUAUUAGCGAUGGUAGAUUCGUCAAUUGGAGGGAAGACCGCAAUUGACACUCCUUUGGGGAAGAAUCUCGUUGGGUCCUUCUGGCAACCGGAACGGAUAUUCGUAGACCUAGCCGUCCUGGAGACGCUCCCGGAGAGAGAAUUCAUCAAUGGCAUGGCAGAGGUUAUCAAGACUGCGGCUAUUUGGGACGAGGCAGCAUUCUCCAGGUUGGAGGCCAACUGCGACUCUGUUAUGGAGAUUAUAAAAGCUAAGCCUACCGGCGAUGGCAAAGGGCGGUUCUAUGCUAUUCGAGAUCUUCUCAUGGAUGUUGUAGUAGGUUCAGCCAAAGUCAAAGCUCAUGUUGUUUCGGCAGACGAGAGAGAAGGCGGUUUACGGAAUCUUCUCAACUUCGGCCAUUCAAUCGGCCAUGCCUUUGAAGCUAUUCUCACACCACAGCUUCUUCACGGCGAGUGUGUUGCCAUCGGUAUGGUGAGAGAGGCCGAGUUAGCGAGGUAUCUUGGAGUCCUUAGCCCAACAGCAGUAGCUCGAUUGUCAAAGUGUAUCUCCGGAUACGGUCUGCCUGUUUCCCUCGAAGAUAAGCGUGUAAAGCGGCUUUCCGGAGGCAAGACCUGCGACAUUGACCGUCUACUCGAGAUCAUGGCCGUGGAUAAAAAGAACUAUGGGAAACAAAAGAAAAUUGUUCUGCUUUCGGCUAUAGGUCGCACCCAUGAGCCCAAGGCCAGCACUGUUGCUGACGAGGCUAUCAGAGUUAUCCUUUCUGCCAGCCUGUUAAUCGGCCGUCUAGAAUCGACAACUCUGGAUCUACAAAUUACCCCCCCAGGCUCCAAAUCUAUCUCAAAUCGAGCUCUAGUGCUGGCUGCUCUUAGUUCUGGAACUUGUCGUAUCAGUAAUCUCCUACAAUCCGAUGAUACACAAUACAUGCUCACUGCGCUCAGCCAGCUUGGCGGCAUCAAAUACUCCUGGGAAGAUGAUGGAGAGGUACUAGUCGUUCAAGGAAAUGGCGGCAAGCUAAGCGCAUGCCCUGAGCCACUCUACCUUGGGAAUGCAGGUACUGCUGCACGCUUCUUAACCUCUGUUGCGACUUUGGUCUCCCCAACAUCAGAGUUGGAUAAUUGUGUCUUGACUGGAAAUGCCAGAAUGAAGCAACGCCCAAUUGGGCCUUUGGUGGAUGCUCUAACAUCGAAUGGUGCUGGACUCGCCUAUUUAGAGUCUCAGGGCUGUCUUCCUCUUCGAGUCAAGUCGACAAGUGGGAUGAAGGGCGGACGAAUCGAGCUCGCCGCAACCGUUUCCUCUCAAUACGUUUCGUCUAUUCUAAUGUGCGCCCCUUACGCACAGGAAGCUGUCACAUUAGCUCUUAUCGGCAAACCUAUCUCCCAGUUGUAUAUUGAUAUGACUAUCAGUAUGAUGGCGGCCUUCGGUAUACAGGUAGAAAGAUCUCAGACCGAGGAAUACACCUACCACAUUCCCAAGGCGACAUACAAGUGCCCCGCUGAGUACGUUAUUGAAAGCGACGCUAGCUCCGCAACAUAUCCUCUAGCUGUCGCAGCAAUUACCGGAACGAAAUGCACAGUCCCCAACAUUGGAUCAGCCUCCCUCCAGGGCGACGCUCGAUUCGCGGUCGAUGUCUUAGCCCCGAUGGGUUGUAAGGUCGAGCAAACCGCUACAAGCACGACCGUUCAAGGCCCACCUCGUGGAUUCCUCAAGGCCCUACCUAAUGUCGACAUGGAGCCUAUGACUGACGCUUUUCUUACUGCUUCGGUUCUAGCAGCAGUUGCGACCGCUAACUCGGAAACAAACACCACCCGAAUAUACGGUAUCGCAAAUCAACGAGUCAAGGAGUGCAAUCGCAUAGCCGCUAUGAACCAUGAGCUUGCCAAGUUUGGCGUGACCUGCCGGGAAUUCGAUGAUGGUAUCGAAAUAGACGGCCGGGAUAUGUCCUCGCUAAAAGUUCCAGAAGGCGGGGUCCACUGCUAUGACGACCACCGUGUAGCUAUGAGUUUCAGUGUUCUCAGUGCUAUCCUUGACGACCCAAUCUUACUUCACGAGCGACGCUGUGUCGAGAAGACAUGGCCUGGGUGGUGGGACAUCUUAUCCGGACCAUUCGGUGUUCCUCUCCGCGGCUACGAAGUCAGAACGGAGAAGGUCGCUACGAAGAGUAGGAACAGCAGUUCGAUUGUGCUAAUUGGGAUGAGGGGUGCCGGCAAGACAACAAUGGGCUCGUGGGCAUCCAGAAUACUUGGGCUCCCUCUCAUUGACCUCGACACUCUACUUGAAAGGGAGAGUGGUAAAACAAUUCCUCAAAUCAUUGGGGAUGCGGGUUGGGAAGAGUUUAGAAAGUUGGAACUUGAACUCUUCGCAAGAGAAAUCAAAUCAAAACCAAAAGACCAUGUCUUUGCUUGCGGUGGUGGCAUUGUAGAGACACCAGAAGCCAGACAGCUUCUCAAGAAAUACCAUAGCGGUGGCGGCAUUGUUAUCCAUAUCCAUCGAGAUAUCGAGAAGGUUAUAGACUAUCUCCAAAUCGACAAAACAAGACCAGCGUACGUAGAUGAUAUGAUGGACGUCUGGCAGAGACGCCGGUUAUGGUUUUCAGAGUGUAGUAACUACCAGUACUACAGUCCAAUCAUCGCUUCAGGGGACUUAAAUAUUCUGAAGCCGGACUUUGCUCGAUUUUUAUCCGUCAUUAGAGGUACAGAUACGGCGACAGAGGCGAUAUCAAACAAGCGAUCAGCCUCAUUCUUCGUCUCCCUCACAAUGCCAGAUCUCGAGAAUGACCAACAAAUCAUCGAGAAAUCCGUCGAAGGCUGUGAUGCAGUUGAACUUAGGGUAGAUCUUCUACUAGAUCCUAGCCAAAAGAAUGGUAUCCCUUCUCUGAAGUACUUGAACGAGCAAGUCGCCUACUUGCGAUCGAAGACCAAGCUUCCGCUGAUUUUCACGAUUCGAACGGUCAGCCAGGGUGGCCGCUACCCAGAUUCGGCCAUUGAAGAAGCAGAGAAACUAUACGUAGAGGCUUUGAAGAUGGGAUUCGAAUACUUGGAUUUGGAGAUGACAUGGCCGGAAGACCUUCUCCAGCGUAUCACAUCUGCCAAGGGUUUCACCCAAAUCAUAGCGUCCCACCACGAUACAAAGCAGGUACAUUCAUGGGCAGAUGGCUCGUGGAUCCCCGUUUUCAACAAAGCUGUAGCGCAUGGCGACAUUGUCAAACUGGUCGGGAUCGCCCGAAGUCUCGCAGACAAUUAUUCCCUAGAAAAAUUCCGGGAAUGGGCUGUCUCGACGCAAAAGGUUAAACUGAUUGCAAUCAACAUGACUAGCAAAGGUCAAUUAAGUCGCGUAUUGAAUGGAUUUUUGACCCCGGUAUCCCAUCCUGCCUUGCCGUUCAAAGCAGCUCCGGGGCAGCUUUCCAUCACAGAAAUCAACAGGGCGUUGACGUUGUUAGGCGAGAUAACACCAAAACAAUUUUAUCUGUUCGGAAAGCCGGUUUCGCACUCUCGAUCCCCAGCGUUGCAUAAUUCGCUCUUUGGGAGGUUCGGGCUACCUCAUAAUUACGACCUCCUCGAGACGGAUAUUGCCGAAGACACGCUAGGGAAAAUCAGAGCAGACGAUUUCGGCGGUGCCUCGGUUACCAUUCCCUUGAAACUAUCUUAUUUCGACUACCUUGACGAAAUCAGUGACGAGGCACGAGCGAUCGGGGCGGUAAAUACAAUUUAUCCCAUUGGGCUAGCUGAUAAUGGCAAAAAGAUUUUGCGGGGUGAUAACACUGAUUGGCUCGGUAUCAAGAUGGCCCUCGAAAGUGGCGGAUUCGCUAACAGUGGUGGACCCGGCUUGGUGAUUGGCGCGGGGGGUACAUCCAGAGCAGCCGUUUAUGCCCUUGCAAGCCUAAAGAUCUCACCGAUAUAUAUUAUCAACAGGACUGCCGAGAACAGCAGGCAGAUGGCAGCAUCCUUCCCAGGGGAUCAAUAUGAUAUUCAGGUGAUCGAAACCGUAGAAGAAGCCGCCUCCAAAAUUUCUAUCCCUCUUGUUGCGGCCGUUUCGACAGUUCCCGCAGAUCGUGAGAUUGACGUCAAGCUCAAGGGCAUUUUGACAGCUGUACUAGGUAUCGGAUCUACGGGUAAUGGUGAUAGCGAGAGGCCUGUGCUAGUGGAGAUGGCUUAUAAGCCCCAGCAUACGGAUAUGAUGAAAUUAGCGGAAGGGUUGGGAUGGAAAACUGUCCCUGGUUUGGAAGCAUUGACCGGUCAGGGCAUCGAACAAUUCAAACGGUUUACAGGGUUUUCCCCAAAUGUUCAGGUAGCGAGGGAUGCCGUCCUUGGUAUUGACGAGAAACAAUCAUGA